This is a messenger RNA of Hyalella azteca, 2617 nucleotides long. RefSeq names its product oocyte zinc finger protein XlCOF8.4. The coding region runs from base 305 to 1858 and encodes 517 amino acids. The record is from RefSeq and is a predicted model, not a curated record. Gene Ontology annotation, molecular function: RNA polymerase II cis-regulatory region sequence-specific DNA binding; DNA-binding transcription factor activity, RNA polymerase II-specific. Gene Ontology annotation, biological process: regulation of transcription by RNA polymerase II. The transcript has 2 exons. Lineage: Eukaryota; Metazoa; Arthropoda; Malacostraca; Amphipoda; Hyalellidae.
UUGGUGGAAGUAGGUUGUCAAGUUUGCAGUUUCAUCUGACGAAACUCGACCGCUCUCCACGCCUCUCGAAAAUUUGCUGCACGGUUUGCAAACCGAAGCAACUUAUUUGGAAGGAUAAUACUAAAUUCACUUCAUCAUUGCCCCCAAAAAAAAUAAUUUGAUUUAAAAAAGGAUCAAAACAUCACGACUCAUUUGCAUGAUUCAUAUUUUAAUGCAUUAAACUUUUUCGAUUAAUAAAUUUAAAGGAUUGGAAUCUCUUCGCAGCUAUUAGCGCCGAAGGAAGAAUUGAGCACAUUUCUCAAUAAUGGCGGAUUAUCAGGAGAUGUGGCAGGAUAUCGAAAACGUGCUACUGGAAGAAUGUAAGAUGAUCAGUAGUCAAGAUGGCGUCAACCUGAAAGUAGACGACUCGCCAGUUUAUCAGCCUCCUAGUAACAUCGUCCAGCAACCAACUGAUCAAUACAAACCAUACGACGCAAAUCCCUACAGCAACAGACCAUCCAGUUUUAUCCAAGCUUCAUCUCCCUCGAACAUCCCACAGCAGCAGGCAUCGAGAAGUCCCUUAUCUGCACCGAGUCCACCUUCUUGGAGGCUCGCUUGCCUGCCAACGGAUCAUGGUUCUCGAGAAGGUGUUGCUUCGUUCCCAGAAAUCAACUCGGUGAACAAAAUUACUUCCACUUUACCUCCCAUUGCCGAAAGACUUCUAUCAGAACCUCCGUCUUAUGACUCGUUAGAUGGAAGCGCCCUUACUUUUGGUACAUCUGUUGCGCCCCCCGCCCCGGAGUUGUGUUCAAUAAAUUCACAUGGUGACGCUCAAUAUACUUUCAGUCCGCCUCUAUCUAUUUCUGAUAGUUCAUCAUCGUCGCAACAAAACCAUCACACUUGCGUCGAAUCAUCAUUUCAAACCAACGCGAUGGCCCCUCUUCCUAGUGCAGAGAGCGCUAAUCUUCCAACGCUCAUAUCCCAUGUUAAGCAGGAAAAGGAUUUUACCAUGCCGCCAAAUUAUGAAGUUUCUCCCGAUGGAUCUCUUAAAACUAGCUAUCAUAUUAAUCGUGGUAUUCAGGGUGUAUCUACCAACCUUGCUGCAUGCACUGGCUACCCAAACAACAAAAUAAUUGAAACCAGCAGCGACAAAACAUACUUCCUUCUCGGAGAGGAAUUUUACUCGGGAUGUUUACCUCCUCAUACUUCAUAUGGCCAUUUACCUGGAAGCUAUGAUACCCAUUCACCUGGGAUACGUUGGGACUCGAGGGAAAUUAUCACAUCGCAGAGCAAUCAGCUGAAUUUUAGUUCCCAUCAAUGCGGAUGUUUCCCUUCAGUUUCCCUGCAGUCGAUGAAUGGACUUAAUAACGGUUGCCUGUACCCACAUUGCAAUGCAAAACUAGGAACCGCAAAAAAUAUUCUAACGCCACCUUCGUCACCGUCACUCAAGAAUUCAGAUGAACAUAUUACGGGAUCGAAAGGUUUGCAGUGUAGAGCGACGCAUUGCAUGGCGAUCCCUGAUCCUCAGCGAACUUUCAGUGUUACCCCGCGAUGCCCCUUGACGAAAAUGAAAGUGAAGAGACGACGCAGAACUUGGACCCGGCGUCGCAGCGUGGUGCACACUUGCUCGCACUCGGGUUGUGCCAAGACCUACGCCAAGUCAUCGCACCUCAAGGCCCACAUGAGGACCCACACCGGAGAAAAGCCCUACCAAUGCGACUGGAAAGGCUGCGGGUGGAAAUUCGCGCGUUCUGACGAACUGACGAGGCAUUACCGCAAGCACACCGGCGACCGCCCCUUCCAGUGCAGACUUUGUGCCAGGGCGUUCAGCCGCUCCGACCACCUCAGCCUGCACAUGAAGAGGCAUAUGGCAAUGUAAUUUUCAAACUAAAAUCUAUGUAUUAUUAUUUCAGCGAUCGACUUCAUAAAACUUUUUAAGAACUACUCCAGUGCAAUUUGUCUCAUUCCGAUUCUAUUAUAAUAAGUUCGUUAUCAUUCUCACGCCUGCGUUAAAUAACUUAAGGCGACUGCUUUAGUUCGAUCUCUAAUAUUAAUUUCAGCCUUUUCCAGCUUUUGAAUCUAAUAGGGCAUUUAACAAAAUUGCUUUGUAUAUGUAAGGAUUGCUCUGACGUUGUUAUUGUCGGAUUUACGCUCGGUUUUAAUCCAGACAAAAUGUUAAUGUUAAGUUGACCCUUGCAAUUCUCUCAGUGCCAUGUUAAUGUCUAAGUUUUGAUUUUGUGCCAUGAAUGUCAAUAUAUUGAGUGUCAUUCUAAUUUUUCAGACAUAACCUAGCUGCGUGUUAAUAUUUAAACUUUACUAUGUUGUUUAACUUCAAAGUUAUCGAUUUCUAUGAGAUUAAUAAUAGCAUACAUGUCGCCGUUGUAAGAAUCAACUAAGAUCUUUCCUUAAGCAAAACAAGCUUUAUUGAUGGUUGAACAUCGUCUUCAAAUUAAUGUCCACGAGAACUAGAAAGAGAUAACAUUUUGCUUUCAAUAUAUUGGAAAACAUAAUUAGUUCGUAAUUUAAGUACCUUUGUUGUUGUUACUAACAAAAGUAAUCUUAUGUCAAAUGAAAGUAUAUAUAACCACGAUAAAGUGAUUGAAUAACAUAGUGAAAUCACUUCAAGCAUGGGCCCACU